Molecule: messenger RNA, 201 nt
Organism: Penicillium lagena
Lineage: Eukaryota; Fungi; Ascomycota; Eurotiomycetes; Eurotiales; Aspergillaceae
Exons: 1
Coding region: 1-201 (66 amino acids)
Source: RefSeq, a predicted model, not a curated record
AUGAUCGAGCCAUCGGGCACCUCCGAUGACCGCGAGUGGCCGCCCGCAGCUCCCUUACUGCCGCUAUCUUAUCGGCAAGUCCAUCCUCUCUACGCCUACACCGUAACGCUUCCCCAGAUCCUCUCAAAACCCAAUUUUCCUGCCCGAAAAUCCGAACUUCCGGCCUCCGAGUCUGCGGCCGUGCGUCGCGCUGGGGAAUAA